CGGUAAGAAACUCUCCAACCCAGACUUCGUGUCAUUUCUAUGCUCUCUCUGAUUUCAAUGCAAAAUUAUGAUUUACCCUUAAAACAAAUACUGAACGGAAUCCAAAUUGCUGUUAUAAUCUCGUAUCUCCUUUUGUCUGUUCUCUAUUUUUGCCAUGGUAUUACCCAGAAUCUGUAAAAGGGUAUUAAAACUAUCCCAAAUGACAGCUCAACUCAACCAUUUUCUUGCAUUCUCUCCUGUUUUCUUUGAAAAAUCCAAUCCUACACAGAACCCAUGUUUUCUUCUGCUUAAAGUUCGAUUCUUUUCCAGUGCUAGAUUAACCCACAACCCUAAAAUCUCCCAUUCUGAAUCAACUGAGUCACUAAUUUCGCUUUCUGGUAACCGGGUCUCUCGUACCGUUAGAGCUGAGGCUCAAGAUGUGCUCUUUGAGUACUUGCAUUCAACUAGGAGCUUCAGCUUUACAGAUGCUGAUCAUAUUAGCAAGAAUUCACCUCAUUUCCUUCAACAGUUGCUCUUCAAGAUUGAUAAUGACAAAGAUGUUGCUCGCUCAUUAGGUAAGUUCCUUAGGUAUAAUCCAAUCAAUGAGUUUGAACCAUUUUUUGAGAGCAUAGGUUUGUGCCCAUCCGAGCUCUCUUCACUACUUCCGCGGCACUUGUUUUUCUUGACUGAUGAUUAUUUAUUGCUUGAGAAUUUUCAUGUUUUGUGUGAUUAUGGGAUUCCUCGGGUUAAGAUAGGCAAGAUGUAUAAGGAAGCUAGGGAGAUUUUUAGAUAUGAUUUUGGAUUAUUGGUCCUGAAGCUGCAGGCUUAUGAAAAUUUGAGUCUAAGUAAAACCACAGUCAUUAAGCUUGUUAGUUGUUGCCCAUCUCUAUUGAUUGGCUCUAUUGACAAUAAUUUUGUUAAUUUUCUUGAGAAAUUAAAUAGAUUGGGAAUAGAGAGUGAUCAUGUUGGAGGGUACAUGUUGUAUAAGGACUCCUGUAAUUGGAAGAGAAUGCUGGACACUAUGGAUUUUCUUGAUAAAGUGGGUUAUAGUGAGGAACAGUUGUAUAACUUGUUUAAAACAAAUCCUCUGUUAGUGCUUGAAGGCUCUGGGAAGAGAGUUUAUGUAUUGUUUGGCCGGUUGCUCAAACUGGGUCUUGAUGUGAAUGAAGUUUAUAUGUUGUUUAUAGAAAAUCCACAAAUUUUGUCGGCUAAGUGUGAGAAGAACAUUUUGCAAGCACUAGAAUUUUUGCUGUACAUUAGAAUGAGAAUAGAAGAAAUUGCCAACAUUAUAUAUGAGCAUAUGGAACUCUUGUGCUCAUGUUCUUUGAAAAGACCUAAUUCUGUUUGUAAAGAAUUAAAUGUUACGAAAGAUGAUUUAUGCCAAAUUAUAAGGGAAGACCCAAUGAAGUUCUUCAACUUGGUUUCUAAGUCAAAAGGUAAAAGCAGUGAACAGAUACUGUCUGAGGAUCAAAGUAAGAAACGGGAUAAAGUAGCAUUCUUAUUGAGAUUGGGGUAUGUCGAAAACUCCGAUGAGAUGAUGAGGGCUUUAAAAAAGUUCCGAGGUAGAGGAGACCAACUACAGGAGAGGUAUGAUUGCCUAGUACAAGCUGGUUUGGACUGCAAUGUUGUCUCAAGCUUGAUCAGGCAUGCACCGAUGGUACUUAAUCAGACCAAAGAUGUUAUUGAAAAGAAGAUUGAUUGCUUGACUAGGUGUUUAGGCUACCCACUUACAUCAGUGGUGGCAUUCCCGACAUAUUUAUGUUAUGAUAUAGAAAGGAUUAAUCAUAGGUUUAGAAUGUAUGUGUGGCUGAAAGACAGGGGUGCAGCAAAACCAAUGUUGUCAUUAAGCACCAUCCUUGCUUGUUCAGAUGCGCGUUUUGAAAAAUAUUUUGUGGAUAUCCAUCCUGAAGGUCCUGCAGUGUGGAAAAGUUUACAGAAUAUGUCUUUGACAAGCUAAAGCAAAAGUUUGUCUUUUUUUUUUUUUUGUGGUGUAUAUUCCUCAUCCAUAUAAUCAACUGGAUGCCCUUUUGUCAGCAAUAAAUUGAUCUGCUGAGCGUUUAUUUUGUUGCUUUACUAUUGAUAAAUUUGUUGACCUCGUCCUCAUAUUCCCAUGGAACUAUUUCUUAACUUGCGGAUGGGGACGGUGCUUAUUUCUAUCUCUUACAAAUUGAUCUGCUGAGCGUUUAUUUUGUCGCA
This is a messenger RNA of Ricinus communis (castor bean), 2175 nucleotides long. RefSeq names its product transcription termination factor MTEF18, mitochondrial. Gene Ontology annotation, molecular function: double-stranded DNA binding. The transcript has a single exon. The record is from RefSeq and is a predicted model, not a curated record. Gene Ontology annotation, biological process: regulation of DNA-templated transcription; chloroplast organization. NCBI's taxonomy places the organism in Eukaryota, Viridiplantae, Streptophyta, Magnoliopsida, Malpighiales, Euphorbiaceae. The coding region runs from base 155 to 1936 and encodes 593 amino acids. Gene Ontology annotation, cellular component: chloroplast.